Plectropomus leopardus (leopard coralgrouper) is the source of this 5669-nucleotide messenger RNA. It is a transcript of the gene atp11b, whose product is annotated as ATPase phospholipid transporting 11B. Gene Ontology annotation, molecular function: ATP hydrolysis activity; ATPase-coupled intramembrane lipid carrier activity; ATP binding. Gene Ontology annotation, biological process: phospholipid translocation. Lineage: Eukaryota; Metazoa; Chordata; Actinopteri; Perciformes; Serranidae. The record is from RefSeq and is a predicted model, not a curated record. Gene Ontology annotation, cellular component: recycling endosome; endoplasmic reticulum; plasma membrane.
UGUAGCUCGCUGGGACUCCGUGGCCAGCCGUCUGUCACUUUUACCGGGGAUCAUUUGUCUGACAUUACCGCGGAAUGGGAAGGACCGAAUUUCUUGUUUUGUACAGUUACUCUGCAUGAAUGUGUCGCGUGAUGCGACCGAGAGGAGCUGCCUUCGGGGGGACAUAUUUAUGGUUCGGGACGGUUUUGUUGGAGUAGCUAGUUGCUAGCGCGGAGCUAGCGACUGUGCUGGCUACUUGGAACGUAUUCGCUAAGGAUGCUACGGUGGAUACGACAACAGCUGGGCUUUGACCCCCCUCAUCAGAGUGACACCAGGACGGUUUAUGUGGCAAACCGUUUCCCGCAGCAUGGCCACUACAUACCGCAACGCUUUGCUGACAACAGAAUCAUCUCCUCCAAGUACACAAUUUGGAAUUUUGUCCCAAAGAAUCUGUUUGAGCAGUUCAGAAGAAUAGCCAACUUCUAUUUUCUCAUCAUCUUCCUUGUGCAGUUAAUGAUAGACACCCCAACUUCCCCAGUCACCAGCGGCCUGCCUCUCUUCUUUGUGAUCACAGUAACUGCCAUAAAACAGGGCUAUGAGGAUUGGCUGAGACACAAGGCGGACAAUGAGGUAAACGGGGCUCCAGUGUUUGUGGUUCGCAGUGGAAGUCUGGUCCAGACAAGAUCCAAGAACAUCAGGGUGGGGGAUAUUGUUCGUGUGGCUAAGGAUGAGACAUUCCCAGCUGACCUGGCAUUGCUGUCAUCAGAUCGUGCAGAUGGCACCUGUCACAUCACCACAGCCAGCCUCGAUGGAGAAACCAACCUUAAGACUCAUUACUCUGUGGCGGAGACAGCAGUGUGUCAGUCGGUGAACCAACUGGAAGCCCUGCAGGCUGUGGUGGAGUGCCAACAACCAGAACCUGACUUGUACAGGUUUGUCGGCCGUAUUACGGUGACUCAACAUGGAGAGGAGAUAGUCAGACCGCUGGGCCCGGAGAAUUUGCUGCUGCGAGGAGCCAGGUUGAAAAAUACCAAAGAGAUUUUUGGUGUGGCAGUUUACACAGGGAUGGAGUCCAAGAUGGCCCUCAACUAUAAGUGCAAGUCCCAGAAACGCUCUGCAGUAGAGAAGUCGAUGAAUACCUUCCUAAUCAUCUACCUGGGCAUCUUGCUGUUUGAGGCCGUCCUCAGCACCAUCCUGAAGUACGCCUGGCAGGCUGAGGACAAAUGGGACGAGCCUUUCUACAACCAAAAGACAGAACAAGAGAGAAACAGCAGUCCAAUCUUAAAGUUCAUCUCAGACUUCUUGGCGUUUCUGGUCCUUUAUAACUUCAUCAUCCCCAUCUCGCUGUAUGUCACCGUGGAGAUGCAGAAGUUCCUUGGCUCCUUUUUCAUUGGCUGGGAUUUAGACCUUUACCAUGAGGAGAGCGACCAGAAAGCUCAAGUCAACACCUCUGACCUCAACGAGGAGCUUGGACAGGUGGAGUAUGUGUUUACAGAUAAGACGGGUACGCUAACGGAAAACGAGAUGCAGUUCCGUGAGUGUUCAAUUAACGGAACCAAGUACCGGGAAGUUAACGGCAAACUGGUACCAGAGGGAAUGACUGAAGAUUCUCCAGAUGGUUCUACGCCUCACCUGAUUGGUGAGGAAUUGUUAUUUCUUAAGGCGGUGUCGUUGUGUCACACGGUUCAGAUCAGCUACGACCAGCCAGACUGCCUGGUUGGGGGUGGAGACCCAUUCUCCCAUGUCAACGGUUUCUCUUCCAAUCACAUGGAAUAUUACGCCUCUUCCCCGGACGAGAAAGCUUUAGUAGAGGCAGCAAAGAGGAUCGGAGUGGCCUUCACAUGCAGCAGUGGAGAUACCAUGGAAAUCAAAACAUUUGGCAAGGCAGAAAAAUAUAAACUGCUCCAUGUGUUAGAGUUUGAUGCUGACCGCAGAAGGAUGAGCGUCAUACUGCAGACUCCCUCAGGAGGCCAAGUACUGUUCACUAAGGGUGCCGAGUCGGCCAUCUUGCCUUUCACUACCAGUGGUGAGAUAGAAAAGACGAGGUUGCACGUUGACGAGUUCGCUUUGAAAGGUUUGCGAACCUUGGUUGUAGCGUGUCGCCACUUCAGCCCGGAGGAGUACAUUGAUGUGGACAGGCGUCUGAAUGCUGCCCGCACCGCGCUGCAGCAGAGGGAGGAGAGACUACAGGAGGCCUUCAGCUACAUUGAGAGAGACCUGCAUCUGCUGGGAGCAACGGGGGUUGAGGACAAACUCCAAGACAAAGUCCAGGAGACCAUUGAAGCUCUGCGGCUGGCAGGGAUCAAAGUAUGGGUGCUGACAGGGGACAAACAUGAGACGGCGGUCAGCGUCAGCCUGUCCUGUGGCCACUUCCACAGAACCAUGAACAUCCUGGAGCUUUUGCAGCAACAUUCUGAUAACGAGUGUGCUGAGCAGCUCCGCAGACUGGCCAGGAGGAUAAAGGAGGACCAUGUCAUACAGCACGGGUUAGUCGUAGAUGGAGCCAGUCUGUCUUUAGCGUUGCGGGAACACGAGAAGCUCUUCAUGGAAGUGUGUAAAAACUGUUCAGCCGUGCUGUGCUGCCGCAUGGCCCCGUUGCAGAAAGCUAAGGUGGUGCGUCUUUUAAAAACCUCUCCCGAGAAACCCAUCACCCUCGCUAUUGGGGAUGGAGCUAAUGAUGUCAGUAUGAUACAGGAAGCUCAUGUGGGCAUAGGUAUCAUGGGGAAGGAGGGUCGUCAGGCCGUGAGAAACAGUGACUAUGCAAUCGCCAGGUUUAAGUUCCUGGCUAAACUUCUGCUGGUCCACGGUCACUUCUACUACAUUCGAAUAGCUACGCUUGUACAGUACUUUUUCUACAAGAAUGUGUGUUUUAUCACGCCCCAGUUUUUAUACCAGUUCUUCUGUCUGUUUUCACAACAAACUCUGUACGACAGUGUUUAUCUGACACUGUACAACAUCUGCUUCACCUCGCUGCCGAUCCUGGUGUACAGUCUGUUUGAACAGCUGGUCCAUCCGCACGUACUGCAGAAUAAACCUGGCCUGUACAGGGACAUUAGCAAGAACUCUCUGCUAUCUUUCCGCACGUUCCUGUACUGGACUCUGUUGGGCUUCUGUCAUGCUUUCGUCUUCUUCUUUGGAUCCUACAUACUGAUGGGAGAAGACACCACACUUAUGGGCAAUGGACAGAUGUUUGGGAACUGGACUUUUGGAACGUUGGUCUUUACUGUCAUGGUCAUCACUGUCACAUUAAAGCUUGCUUUAGAGACUCAUUUCUGGACGUGGAUGAACCAUUUUGUGACGUGGGGUUCGAUUGCCUUCUACUUCAUCUUUUCUCUCUUCUAUGGAGGCAUCAUCUGGCCGUUCCUCCAUACCCAGGACAUGUACUUUGUAUUUGUACAGCUGCUGUCCAGCGGUUCAGCGUGGUUUGCCAUCAUUAUCAUCGUCAUAACUUGCCUCUUUCCUGAUGUGGUGAAGAAGGUCUUCUACCGGCAUCUGCAGCCCACCAGCACACAGAAGAAUCAGUCUCUAUCAGCCUCCCAGACGCAGGCCCUCAGCUGUGUGGAGUCCCUGUGCUGCUACCAACAUGGGCAGAGCGGCUGUUCCCGCCUGGCCCGCCUCCUGGAACAAAUGACGGGGCAGUGCCAGGCCGGCACCAACCAUUGCCACGCAUCCAGCCGCAGCAACAGGUCUUGGAGCGACACGGAGAACUUCUACUCCAAUGAUCGCAGCAUCCUGACGCUGUCGCCCAUCGAGGCCACCCACUGCUGACUCCCAGGGCCGCUGACUGUAACAGGCAGAGCUGGGGGAGCGCUUCUACUCCGCUAGGAGAACAUAAUCACCCCGCUGCCACCAUUUUAUAAACCUAUUUCUAUUUAAGCUCAGUGCAUUGUCAGCUGGAUGCAACGCGGACGCAUUAUUUGAAACCAAAGGACUCAGCUCAGUGCAGCGGGCUUCUUUCGACUCCACCGAUAUGUUUUCCCCGAGUGAAUCAGUUCUUAGUAGCAAGGUUGAGAUGGGAGCUGAGACGUGGAAGGAAAUAAAACAUGAAGUGUGGCACAUCAGCAUGGCAUGAAGUUAGACAUCUGUGGAGCUGCUCCUGAAGGAAGAUCAACUCGGCACCUGAGCAGUUAUCAGAUUCCUGCUGCUUUCAGAGUCUCAGCAAUCACAAGUAUCUGAAAACAUUUGAAUUCAGGAAGUUUUUAAAGGUCAAAGAAGACGUGUCAGCUCACUGGUGCUUCCCUCUGAGAUCAGCCCAGGUACAUGAACUCUCAUACAGCUAUUUUUUUUUUUUUUUUUUAGCACAGUUGCCAGACUUAUUUUUUCUUGCAACUGGCAUUAAAAUGAUCUUGUACGUCUUACAAAUUUGUGGACGUGGAAUGAAGAUUCAUGACAAUCUUGAUUUUUUUUUUUUCAUGUCAGGCAGCAGUCCUGCCCAAAGCAUAGCAGCCUACGGACGUUAAACCUAACAACCCGAUUUCGACAUGCUGAUUAACCUCAACACAGGACCGAGGUGGCUUAUACCAGGAUGUAGCACCAGGAUGGAAGCUCUGCGAAGUCGGACUACAUUAGAAAUAGAUCUCAGAGCUUUCAGCUAGCAGCUGAGGCUCAACAUCAUGUUGCUUCCAUUGGACGCUACAUAAACUUCCUCUUUGAGCCGUCGGCCUCGCUGCACCUUUUCAUUCAGAUGGAAAGGGAAAAAGUUAGACUACCUGUAGCUUUCAGAGCCUUGCUGGUUCUGUUAGUGUCUAGACUUGUUUCCUGACAGAACGCCGUCGAUACUGUUUGAGGAGAUUCAUCUCCACCGUGGAACCAAAGACCAAAGGAUUCGACUGGAGUUUAGAAGAAAAAAAGUGUUUAUUUUUGUGCCUGAUUGUACAGAAGCGUAUAUAUCUUUGUUAAAAAGACUAUUAUUAUUGUUAGUGCUGCUUUCUUGUCUGACUGUUCAGACCUCUGUCUCCCCGCUGCGUUGUUCUGAAGGAGGCUUGAUGGGGUCUGUUUAAAAAGCCAUACAUUUUUAAGAGGUUAUUGAUAGAUUAUUGAAGGUACUGCAGCUGUUUGGGCCUGUUGUUGUCACUUUGUGUUUGGAGUCUUGUUCCCCUUGAAUGCCUUUUUCUCAGCCGGGUUAGCAAAGGCAUCUCAGCGUUAAAGACCAUGAUUCACGGGGGAGUAUUUUGAGGUAACGGGGUCGGUGUUGGAAGCUGACUUGAUGAGGUUUUAUGGCUAGAAUCAUCCCUCCCAGUUGCCUGAAAAUAUUACUUGAGUGUCGGAUCAGAUAACGGUACCAUUUUUGUUUUAGAGAGACAAAAAUGGCUUUAAUGGCGAGUUGCUUUUCCAGAUCACGGCUGGUGCACGUUGACCCAGACGGCAGAAUGUCUCUAUCUUUGGAGAGAAAGCUAUAUCAGAUGAAUCUAAUUCUACAGAGAUGAGAAGAAAAGCAGAGCGUUUGCACAAAUCACAUAUCGGAAUCAUAUUUUGUUGUUUCUCCAACCAUUGCUCGUCUGUCACCAUUGAAAUCAUCCGAAUCACGCUUUUGCUGUUUUGUUCUACCCACCUGUUAAAGUUUGGUUGUGUGUGUGUGUGUGUGUGUAAGUGUUGGUGUUUUUCUCGUACGGCAGCCAUGGUGGUUGAAGACGGUGCGAUACGUAGCAUUGUUCUAAGCUCUUGCUAUGAUCUUUGUGGCCACUGGUUCC